AUGCUGAAUUCUGGUUGUUUUUAUUACCAUCAAGUCUCUUUUCUCUGUGGACUUAUCAAUGAAUGUUAUAUUCAGGGUACAACAUUAGAGCCAGGCUUCACCAAUUAUUUUGAUCCAGGGAUUCACUCACAGCUUCCCAUCUUCAACAUCCAACCUCAAUGCCCUCCAAGAACCACAUUUUCAUUCUCAUUCGGACAAUGUCCACUCAAGUUUCAGAAAGAGGUGAGAUGCGUUCAAAGAUUGAGUCUCUGGCGGAAUAACUCCAUAGAGGUCAAUCAUGAGAUAUUCAAGGGAUAUCAGAAAGGAAAUCAUGAAGAUAUUAUCAAUGAGGUCACCGCAGUUUCUGACUCCAUCUCUCUAUACUUUCACUUGUUGAUUUCGUUAGCAUACGAUUUCUUGGACACGGAUAGGAACAACUUCAAUGUGAGCAUAUGGUAUAACUCUACAUACAAGACCAAGUUACUAGAGAGAUAUGUAAAGCUUGUCCGUGUUCCUCGCUUAGUCAAUUUAGUGUCGAAUGCUUAUCCUCAGUAUUUGCUAGGGCCAGGGACAAAUUCAUUAUUCGAGUUUGUCAAAGAAAUGUCUAAACUAGAAACUACGCUUCAUGUGGACGUGGCGUCUCUUAUUGGCCCCCUUUUCUUUACUUGGGUUAUUCUUCUUUUAUUCCCUUUUUCUGAGUAUGUCAGUCAGGGUAGAAGGGAUGGUAUGAAGUGGAAAGAUUUCAGUGCUAGUGGAAUGGAUGAAGUUUUCUACAUUGUAAUCGUCGAGUGGUUUCUCGCACUCAUUUCAGCAUACUAUCUUGAUCGAGGUUCUUUAUCCGCGAAAGACUCUUUUUUCUUCUUGAAAAACCCUUUCAAUAAAUCUACUUCUCUACAAAGGCCUAGCCUGCAAAAACAGGGCUCUCCGUUUCCAUAG
Messenger RNA from Arabis nemorensis, 915 nucleotides. The record is from the annotation of a GenBank genome assembly. NCBI's taxonomy places the organism in Eukaryota, Viridiplantae, Streptophyta, Magnoliopsida, Brassicales, Brassicaceae.